Messenger RNA from Acanthosepion pharaonis, 1203 nucleotides. Lineage: Eukaryota; Metazoa; Mollusca; Cephalopoda; Sepiida; Sepiidae. The record is from the annotation of a GenBank genome assembly.
AUGCACGAAUACGCCAUCAUUAUCUCCCCUUGGUUAGCUUUAACCAUUGUAUACGUACAUCAUGGGAAAAAAUCUAUCUAUCUAUCUAUCUUGAUAUCUAUCUAUCUUAGUUUAUUCAUAUCUAUGUAUACAUCUAUUCAUAUCUAUCUUAAUCUCUUCAUAUCUAUCUAUCUAUAUAUGUUUUUCUUCUAUCUAUCUAUCUAUCUAUCUAUCUAUCUAUCUAUCUAUCUAUCUGGCCCCAUUAAGAAUUGUGCUUUUCCUAGUUUUCUCAUAUCUAUCUAUCUAUCUAUCUAUCUAUCUAUCUAUCUAUCUAUCUAUCUUAGUCUAUCUAUCUAUUAUCAUAUCUAUCUAUCUAUCUAUCUAUCUAUCUAUCUAUUAAUAAUAACAGACGCGACGAUAUCUAUCUAUCUAUCUAUCUAUCUAUCUAUCUAUCUGUAUCUGUUUUCUCAUAUCUAUCUAACUAUUUAUCUAUCUAUCCCUCUGUAUCAAGUUUCUCAUAUCUAUCUAUCUAUCUAUCUAUCUAUCUAUCUAUCUAUCUAUCUAUCUAUCUAUUCAUCUAUCUAUUCCUCUGUAUCUGUUUUCUCAUAUCUAUCUAACUAUUUAUCUAUCUAUCCCUCUAUAUCAAGUUUCUCAUAUCUAUCUAUCUAUCUAUCUAUCUAUCUAUCUAUCUAUCUAUCUUGUUCAACAAUAACGGGUAUAUCUAUCUAUCUAUCUAUCUAUCUAUCUAUCUAUCUAUCUAUCUAUCUAUGCGCCUUACCUUCUCUUUCGGGAAGAUGCAGUAAUACAGCUUUUGCUUUGUUUUCUUUGCCGUCGCUUCGUAUUGGCUGUGAGUUAUUCCGUCCUUCUAUCGAGCAGCCUAAACCAUCGUCUGUUCAUUUUUGUUGCUUAGUUAAUUUAUUCAUCUACAAUGCUUUUAUUCUUUCUUCCCGCCAACAUUUUCUUUCUUUCUUUCUUUCUUUCUUUCUUUCUUUCUUUCUUUCUUUCUUUCUUUCUUUCUUAAAUAAAUUUAUAGUCUUCUUCCAUUUUUUUCUUCUUCUCUCUAGUCCUUUCAUUUAUUUUCAUUCUUUCUUUCCGUUAUGCCUUCUUUCUUUUUUCUUUCUUUCUUUCUUUCUUUCUUUCUUUUCGUCCUUCUUAUUUUCUUUCUUUCGUUCUUUCUUUCUUCAGUGUUCCUCGCAUAUUUAUCAUUUAUAUUGUUAUUUUUGA